CUCUUCCAACAGUUCAACCUUUUCCUCUUAUCUCUGCUUCUCAAAGUGUCCUUCGACAGUUUCUUUAACCUACUGCAUCAGCAAACAUGAAAUCGUUCUUCGUAGUUAUAAGAAGACUAUGGGGAGCCCUUUUCCAAAGGCAAAGACAGCGAUGCAGAUUCUUCCUGAUCCCAGAGUUACUAGAAAUGAUUCUCCUUCAUUUCAACAUGCGUGAGUUGCUCUUGUCAUCUCGCGUCUGUCGCCAUUGGUACAAUGUCAUCCAACAAUCCAGCCGAAUCCAGAGAGCAUUGUUCUUCCGCCCCAGCCUUCCGCGCGCCGCAAUCGGUGAACCGGGGCUGAAGAACCCACUGGUGCGGGACCAGAUAUGGGACGAAUUCUUCGUCCGCGUACUCGACUCGCGUCGGCGACCCGGGAACGAAAGACACCAUCUUCCGAAGAUGAGAUCCCGCAAACGGGAAGAGGCGUAUCUGCGCCCUGAAGCCAGCUGGAGGAGGAUGCUGCUGCACCAGCCGCCUACUUCAUUCAUCCGGUUCCUGGAUCCAGAUUGGUGCUGGUCGCCGGCGGCGGAGCGUGGGGCCAUCACGCUGGGCGAUCUGGAGCGGCUAAUCGACGCCGGGGCGAUCGUUCCCUCGGCCAGGCCGUUCGUUUGCUGUCCGGAGGUCAUACGCCAGCCGGUCCGGUGGCGGGAGGCGUACGGCUGGCUAUCCGAAGGCGACAGUUACCGCCGGGCGUUCGUGGACCGAUACCUCGAAUGCUACGACUUGGUCAUCUAUGUUGACGAUGAGACUAACUGGCACUGGCAACGCACUUCUACACCCACGCCGUUCACGGAGUGGGUCAUGUCUGCGGGUCUGAAGCUGCGAAAGCUGGAGACCCCCGCUGAAGCAUUGAUCAAUGGGAAAGAGGGUGACGAGGUGUAUCGAGAAUUGGCUCUUCUUCGUGGCUUCUGAUAUAUCACGACAUUGCUCGCUUUGUG
Aspergillus fijiensis CBS 313.89 is the source of this 976-nucleotide messenger RNA. Its product is annotated as F-box protein. The transcript is spliced from 2 exons. Bases 87 to 950 code for a protein of 287 amino acids. Gene Ontology annotation, molecular function: protein binding. Lineage: Eukaryota; Fungi; Ascomycota; Eurotiomycetes; Eurotiales; Aspergillaceae. The record is from RefSeq and is a predicted model, not a curated record.